This is a messenger RNA of Eleginops maclovinus (Patagonian blennie), 2988 nucleotides long. RefSeq names its product calcium channel, voltage-dependent, gamma subunit 4b (gene cacng4b). The transcript is spliced from 4 exons. Gene Ontology annotation, biological process: transmission of nerve impulse; regulation of AMPA receptor activity; positive regulation of synaptic transmission, glutamatergic. Gene Ontology annotation, cellular component: voltage-gated calcium channel complex; AMPA glutamate receptor complex; postsynaptic density membrane. NCBI's taxonomy places the organism in Eukaryota, Metazoa, Chordata, Actinopteri, Perciformes, Eleginopidae. The record is from RefSeq and is a predicted model, not a curated record. Gene Ontology annotation, molecular function: voltage-gated calcium channel activity; channel regulator activity. Bases 390 to 1364 code for a protein of 324 amino acids.
UUAGUAACAGAGAAAAGUGUUUUGAGGCGAUGGUAAAGGGGGAAAACGGAACACUGAACUGGUGAGGAGGUUUGAAGUGUUCUAAAUUUGUAAACGAUGUUGCAGUCGUGCUUCCCGAAGCGCUUAAAACCUGUGUGGAGCCUCCGGAAUAGGCACAACUGGUGUCCUCUCACCGCUGCAACCAGUAUGUUUUGAGCAUCAAGUGAGCGUUUCAGAUAAUAUUCCUGAUCCCCUUUCCGUUUCUUUUGCUGGGCUACACUUUUCUUUUAGCAGAGUAGCAGAAAGUGCACGAAUCUAAACCUAAAAAGUAUGCCCAAACCUUCCGCGCCCUGACGCGCUCCUCUGAGCGCAUGUUGGACCGGUGAGCGUCUGGACUAGUAUGAAGCGCCAUGGCUUGGUGUGACCGCGGGGUUCAAACGCUGCUGGCCACCUUCGGGGCUUUCGCUGCCUUCAGCCUGAUGACCAUCGCCAUCGGCACGGACUACUGGCUCUAUUCGCGGGCGUACAUCUGCAACAGCACCAAUGCCUCAACAGACGAGACUCAGUCCCAGCCCAAAACCAAGAAGGGCGAUCUGACCCACUCUGGGCUGUGGAGAAUCUGCUGUAUUGAAGGCAUCAAUCAAGGCAGCUGUUUCAGAAUCAACCAUUUUCCGGAUGACAACGAUUACGACACAGACAGCUCUGAGUACCUGCUUCGUAUAGUUCGUGCCUCCAGUGUGUUCCCCAUCAUCAGCACCAUCCUGCUGAUGCUCGGCGGGCUUUGUGUCGGGGCGGGCCGAGUUUACAACAAGACAAACAACGUCCUCCUCGGUGCAGGAAUUCUCUUUGUAGCUGCAGGUCUGAGCAACAUAAUAGGCAUAAUUGUCUACAUCUCCAGCAAUGCAGGAGACCCCAGUGAUAAACGGGACGAUGACAAGAAGUACACUUACUCUUAUGGCUGGUCGUUCUACUUCGGCGCCCUGUCCUUCAUCGUGGCCGAAACUGUGGCUGUCCUCGCCAUCAACAUCUACAUUGAGACGAACAAGGAAGUUCGCUGGAGGGCGCGGCGGGAGUUCAUCCGUUCGCUUUCUUCCUCUUCCCCUUACUCAAGGAUACCCAGCUUCCGUUAUCGCCGGCGAACAUCACGCGCCAGCUCUCAUUCGACGGAGGCCUCGAGGGAGAACUCGCCUGUGGCCGGUCUAAAGAGGAUGCCAUCUUCCGGUGGGCCUCUGGACGAGCUGUCUAUGUACGCCCUGGCGAGGGACAGUGUGACGGACAACACGUACAGCCCCGAACAUGAGGCUGGUGCUGAGUUCCUCCACGUCCAUAACUGUUUUCCCAACGAUUUAAAGGACGGGGUGAAUCGCAGAACCACGCCGGUGUGAGGGACAUGUUGCUGCUGAACUGAGGGUCAGUCUGUUGGAGCCUGAGUGCUUGUGAUAGCCUGUCAGAGGCAUAGAGGCAAAGUUUUACUAAAAAGGGAAAGAUGACAGUCAGACAUACAGAAAAUGAGCGAAUUUACAGGACAUGAGAACCAUUUAUCUGCCUAAAGGGAAUCAUCAAAGCAGAAAAGAGUUAGAGUCUGUGCUGUAGCUGAUUGAAAUCGAUGCGAUCUGUCAACUGAAAUGCUUUAAGGAGCAGCAGCGUGAGGAUGAAAACCUUUGAUUGUGUAAUAGUUACUAAACAUUGAGGGUGUGAUGUGUUGAUGUGUGCCCAUCAGCAGUAUGCUACCUGUAAAUUAUUCAACAAGGUGCUAAAUUGAAAUGUUCUCUUCAACUUGAAAGUGUUCCAUUUGUGUGUGCAGUUAAAAUGUGGACGCCUAUUUGUAUUGUGUCCUCAUAACCAGUUUGGUUUUGCCUUGUACUCUAAUUUGAUGAAAGAGAAAAACAGCAAUGUCAUUUAUAAUAGUGACUGACCUUUUAAACAAACGUAAUUAUCAUUAUUUUUUAGCUUUUUUCACGAGUGUAUGGUUUGGGGGCCAGUGUUUUCACAAAUGAUUGACUUGCUGAGUUGUAAUGUACUAAAUGUUCAGUAUUUUUAACAGAAUGUACAAACCGACUAUUCUGUCCUCCAAACAAUAUGAAAGGUUUUGUCUCACUCGCCAUCCUAGCCUCAUAUUUAUUAUUCUCUGACAUUUUUCAGUGAAACUAAAUGCCGGUGGAGCACCGCUGUUCAGCCACUUCUUUUGAUCCACUUCCACAUCAGUCAGCUAUUCUUCCAUCACCCCCCCCCCCCUCGAUGGAUGUGACAUUGUGUAUGUGCCUGUCACAAGAGAAGAGCAGCUGAUAAAAAAAAAGGGGGUGACCGGAACUGUGAAAACGGCACAAAGGUCAGCACUUCCCUUUGCUCUGAAUGAAAACACCAAGAGUGUUGAAUGGAUUGGAUCCAGACGGGGAAUCUUUGUCACAACGCCUUUGGGUCCAUCUGCUCCCCCUCCCAUGUUGAGUAGAGGACUCAGACAGAGGCAGAGGGAGCUGUCUGCAUCUGUGUCCCUGAAGGAUGUGUGUGUGUGUGUGUGUGUGUGUGUGUGUGUGUGUGUGUGUGUGUGUGUGUGCACGCGUGCGCACGUGCGUGUGUGUGUGCGUACCGUCGCGCUGAAUGUCCAUCACUGCUCUUUCUUUUAGUUCUCUCAGGAAACAUUGUGUUGUCGUGGCAGGGAUGAACACUUUUGAGGUCCUCUCCCUUCUGGUGGCAAGGCUGGGAAACGAACCAAUGAAAAAGAUAAACCUGGUCAAAAUGAUUUUGGAAAAAAAUGCCAUUUAUUUUUUGUAAAUGCUGUGAGUGUUUGCUUGAGCUUGCUCCAACAACCAGCUGGAUUGUUUUUGUUUUUUUCAGUCUUAGGGCUACUCAGUUGGUUCUGAUUUGGCAAGCGAGCUCACUUAACCACAACAUCGUAUUUGAUUGUAUUUAGUGUAGUUUGAUAUCCCAUUAGAGGUACUACUGCCAGGCUAAAAGAAAGCCAUCAUCAGUAUGAUCCAUUGUAGAGUGUAGAUCUGACACUUUUAUAUC